Molecule: messenger RNA, 1015 nt
Organism: Coffea arabica (coffee)
Lineage: Eukaryota; Viridiplantae; Streptophyta; Magnoliopsida; Gentianales; Rubiaceae
Source: RefSeq, a predicted model, not a curated record
UUCUUUUCUUUUCCACACCGGCCCCGUGAGCAAAGACAACCUCCUCUCCCCGUCUCCGUCGCAGGUCAUCCCGUGGAUUAGCCGGAAAUUCCAGGAUAGCCGCCGGAGAUCUCAAAAGUGAAUGAAAGCAGUUCUAGGAAGGGAGUGACAGAAUGCUUUUAUCCAAUAUAAUGUUAUGAAACUUUAUUUGUUGUUUCGAUGCAAAAUCAUCAUUUGUCUACCGAUGUGGCAUGAACAUUUCACUUCUGGAUUCUGCAUGCAGAGUCAAAGUAGUUUUAGGAAGGGAGUGAGAGAAUAUGCAUCAGAGAGGACCUGGGAACGGAAGGCCUUCUGGAACUGAUGGUUCUGAUUUUUCCUAUCGCAUGGUAGUGGACUCACGCUAUAAAAAGGUCGCUGAAUACAAGUCUCGCCUUUCUGUUCUCAUCUUCACCCAGGCUAUUAUUCAAUUGUUAGCAGCAGUGAAUGUAUUUUUAUCCACAACUAAGAUGGAGGAGCUUGACAAAAUUGCAGUUUCUUCAUCUGUUAUAUGUUUCAUUUCUCUCUUCAUAGGAGAAUUAGGUAGGAAGCGAAGCCGGGCAAGUUUUCUGAAGUUAUACAUGUUAGGAUCAUCAAUAGCUGUACUGAUAUCAACUGCUAAUCUCUCAAGGAGUGCUUAUGUGGUACAAGUUAUCAAGGAUUUUAGUAGCUGGGGUACGUCAAUGCUUGAACUUUCAAAGGUUGCAACUGGCCUGCUAGGAUUCGUGGUACAAUUAUAUACAAUCAGUACGACGACAUCUCUUAUCCGCAAUAUGGCUCCUCCUAAGAGGACUGCUUGAUGAUGAGAUUAGCCACCACCAUUUAUCUGAUUUGUCUUUUAACUUGCUUUUGUGGGCAUUUACUUUGCUUUACUUUGUGAUGGAGGAGAACUUUUCACCCACCUUUUUCUCACUUCGAAAAGAUGUUGUACAAGGGUAUAAAUGAUGUAUAAACCAGUGUUACUAAUUCAUACAUCAAAUUGUUCUUUUCCCUCUUGCAG